This is a messenger RNA of Colletotrichum orchidophilum, 2223 nucleotides long. Its product is annotated as KilA-N domain-containing protein. The transcript has 3 exons. Gene Ontology annotation, molecular function: sequence-specific DNA binding; DNA-binding transcription factor activity. Gene Ontology annotation, biological process: positive regulation of transcription by RNA polymerase II. NCBI's taxonomy places the organism in Eukaryota, Fungi, Ascomycota, Sordariomycetes, Glomerellales, Glomerellaceae. Gene Ontology annotation, cellular component: nucleus. The record is from RefSeq and is a predicted model, not a curated record. The annotation marks the transcript as partial.
ACCUUCGGGGCAACAACCGUGAAGCUGGAUUUACCGUCGAUUUCUUCAGUGCAAACCCGGGGACCGACCGACGUGUCGUAUUACAACGCUCACGCGGCUCAGAGGCCGUCGUACAUGAACAGCGAGAGAGUGCCGUCUCUCCCAUUACCUACUCUCCAUCAGGCGUACUCGUCGGGUACCUCGUCACCCCGGGUCAGCUCCAUUGGCUCCGUUUCGAGUUCUCACGCAGGCUCGCAGUCGUCCUUCACGUCGGCCGCAUCCUCCAACGGACCCAAGACACCCUCUCCCACACUACCCAUCAACGCGGCGAUUCCUGGAUCUUCAAACCAGUCAAUUGGUGGAUACGAGCAUUACCCCGCCAUGAAUCAACCUGCGGCAGACAUGUAUUAUUCGCAACAUAUCUCUGCCGGUCAAGCGCCACCGCCUCAGACCGUGACUUCCGGCGCAAUGUCUUACCACUCCCAGCCACCGCCGUUACAGCCAAGCCAUCUACCUCAGUAUCAGCAGACUCAAUAUAGUCAGCCGUACGGCUAUGCCAAUGGCCUGACUUCGCCUCAAAGCGCUCCUGUAAACAACGGCAUGGGUGGUCAGAACGUCCUGCCUCUCCCGGGUGUCAACACGGGAGGCUUCCAGGGUUUUGACACCACCGGCCAAGUCGCCCCGCCUGGCAUGAAACCCAGAGUAACAGCCACUUUGUGGGAGGACGAAGGAAGCUUGUGCUUCCAGGUCGAGGCCCGGGGCAUUUGCGUCGCGCGCCGCGAGGACAAUCACAUGAUCAACGGCACCAAGCUGUUGAAUGUCGCGGGAAUGACCCGCGGUCGCCGCGAUGGAAUUCUCAAGAGUGAGAAAGUGAGACACGUCGUCAAGAUUGGCCCUAUGCAUCUGAAGGGUGUGUGGAUCCCUUUUGAGAGGGCUUUGGACUUCGCGAACAAGGAGAAGAUCACCGAGCUGCUCUAUCCUCUCUUCGUCCACAACAUCGGCGCCUUGCUCUAUCACCCUACGAAUCAAACACGCACCAAUCAAGUCAUGGCUGCCGCUGAACGCCGCAAGGCAGAGCAGAGCCAGAUGCGUGGUGCUCCCCAAAACGGCGGCCCCGGACUACCAUCUAUCCAACAGCACCAUCACCAUUCCAUGGGCUUGCCUGGACCUCAGCAGCCUCUUCCAUCUCAUGCUAAUAUGGGACGUCCCACUCUCGACCGUGCCCACACGUUUCCUACCCCCCCAACUAGCGCUUCUAGCGUGAUGGGUGGCAGCAUGGGUGCCUCAGACAACGGAUUCCAGUGGGCUCAAUCCCAAGGAAUGGGCAGCGCGCAACCCCAGAACCCGAUGUCCAUUGACACUGGUCUCAGCAAUGCCCGCUCCAUGCCUGCAACUCCUGCCUCGACACCACCCGGCUCCUCUAUUCAGAACAUGCAGUCGUACCAGACCGGCACGCAGCAAUACGACAACUCGAGGGCCAUGUACAACCAGUCUGCUCAGCAGUCCCCUUAUCAAACCAGCCAGGGUUCGCAAGACCGCUCCGUAUACGGGCAAAAUGAUUCGUACGCUAAGAACGACAUGGGUCCUCCGUCAGCACGGCCCGCUGCCUCCAGCGCCUCUCAGGAUCAGAAGCCUUCAAACGGCAUCAUGCACCCUGAUCCAAAUGCGCCUCAGCCUGCCGGUGAGGAAGAGGCAGACCACGAGCACGACGCUGAAUACACGCACGACAGCGGUGCCUACGAUGCUAACCGUGGAUCAUACAACUACUCCGCUCCUGCCGUCGGAUCGCUUCCUACCGAACACCAACACCUUUCGCCUGAGAUGACAGGCUCGCCUAGCCACCCUCCCGCAUCUGGUCGUGCCACCCCCCGCACCGCCGCCGCGCCUCAGCCCUACUAUUCCCAGCAAGCUGGCUACAGUACGCCCCCGCGUGUCGCUCAGCAAUCUUCAAGCAAUCUCUAUAAUGUAAUGAGCAAUGACCGCAAUUCUGCAGCCGCCGGUGGCAACAAUGUCUACCAGCCUCAGUCUGACAUGAACUCCAUGUCUAACGGGUAUCCUUCCCAGAUGAACGGCGCCUCGAGUGGGAUCAAGCGUGGCCGUGAUGACGACGACGACCUCCAGCGCCCGCUGAGCGGCGGCGGUAUGGACUUGAAGCGGAGAAAGACGCUCAUGAAUUCAGCCGUUCCCACGUAUGAUACGAUGGCACGCGCUCCUCCCGUAAUGGCUCAGCAGCAAGGAAGGUAG